Molecule: messenger RNA, 407 nt
Organism: Symbiodinium sp. CCMP2456
Lineage: Eukaryota; Dinophyceae; Suessiales; Symbiodiniaceae
Source: the annotation of a GenBank genome assembly
AUGGGCUGCGGGGCGAGCACCGCCAAGGGUGUGGAACAUCCGAAUAUCAAUCCAACUGUGCAUCGCCUAAUGCCAUUGUCCCGCGGCGCUCGCGUCGUUCCUGUCGCUGCCUUCGAUGCAAUUGGACCUGCAACAGGAGGUCACAGUCUGGCCGAUAUGCGUGAUGCCAGUCAGCGAAGGAGGCUGCACAAAAAGGACUCCUCUGGCUCGGCAGCGAAAAGCGCACUUGAUCUUCGCGGUGGGACAAGCACGGCUUCACUGCCCGGAGCAGCUAGCGGGGUGGAUGACCACGACGGCCAACAAGAAUGGUCUUCGUGGGACUCAGCCCACUGGAAGGAGGAGCACUCCAAGUUCCCAAUGCCCCCGGAUCGCCGAAUGCACGAGCGCCAUGUCAGGACUCUGAAUCA